This is a messenger RNA of Impatiens glandulifera, 1165 nucleotides long. Its product is annotated as probable cinnamyl alcohol dehydrogenase 1. Lineage: Eukaryota; Viridiplantae; Streptophyta; Magnoliopsida; Ericales; Balsaminaceae. The transcript is spliced from 7 exons. Gene Ontology annotation, molecular function: zinc ion binding; oxidoreductase activity, acting on the CH-OH group of donors, NAD or NADP as acceptor. The coding region runs from base 50 to 1120 and encodes 356 amino acids. The record is from RefSeq and is a predicted model, not a curated record.
GCUUCUCUGACUGUUGGAUUUUUUCUCAAGAAACAGAGCACAGAUAAAUAUGAGUGAUAAUAAUAGUUCAAAUGAGAAUUGUCUCGGAUGGGCAGCUAGAGAUUCUUCUGGUCAUCUCUCUCCUUUCAAAUUCAGCCGCAGGAGCUUAAACAAUGAUGAUGUUUCGCUCGAUAUUACUCAUUGUGGUGUAUGUUAUGCCGAUGUAGCUUGGACAAGGAACAAAAUCGGGAACACAAAUUAUCCUGUUGUGCCAGGACAUGAGAUUGCGGGGAUUGUAAGGGAGGUUGGUUCGAGUGUGGAGCGUUUCAAAGUUGGUGAUCGUGUAGCGGUUGGAACAUACAUCGAUUCGUGUAGAGAUUGCGAAUAUUGCAACGAUAAUUUAGAAGUUUAUUGCUCGAAAGGUGCAAUCUUUACAUUUGAUGGGAUUGAUAAAGAUGGAACCAUUACCAAGGGAGGAUAUUCUAGUUACAUUGUUGUUCAUGAAAGAUAUUGCUUCAAAAUACCCGAGAAUUAUCCAUCGCAUCUAGCUGCUCCUUUGCUUUGUGCUGGAAUAACGGUUUAUUCUCCAAUGAUUCGACAUAAAAUGAAUCAACCUGGAAAAUCCCUCGGAGUGAUCGGGCUUGGAGGAUUGGGGCACAUGGCGGUAAAAUUUGGAAAGGCGUUUGGUCUUAAUGUGACCGUUUUUAGCACAAGUCUUUCCAAGAAAGACGAAGCCUUGAAUCUACUUGGGGCAGAUCAAUUCGUCGUUUCUUCGGAUCAACAACAAAUGAAUGCAACUAUGAAAUCGCUCGAUUUUCUUAUAAAUACAUCUUCGGGUGAUAUAUCGUUCGAUCAAUACCUUUUAAUGUUGAAGAUAUCUGGUGUUCUUGUUCUUGUUGGAUUUCCUAGUGAAGUGAAAUUUAAUCCAGGAAUUCUAAGUGGGGGAAUGAAAACCGUAACGGGAAGUGUGGUUGGAGGAACGAAAGAAACGCAAGAAAUGUUGGAUUUUUGUGCUGCUAACGAAAUUUACCCAGAAAUUGAAAUUGUUCCUAUUCAAUAUUCAAAUGAAGCAUUGGAAAGAAUGAUAAAUAAGGAUGUCAAAUACCGGUUUGUGAUUGAUAUUGAGAAUUCUCUCAAGUAAGAUAUUGUUUCAUGUUGGGUUAUUUGAAAUUUUUAUUAUGUUGUU